AACCUAUUAUUAUUUUAUGUAGUAUUAAAUUUUUGAAUUGUGAUUUUAUUGAUUUAUAUACAAAAAGAAGAUGAAAUUUAUUUUGGAGGGUUUAACGAAAUGCGUGCCUCGCAUCGGCGCCUUGAAGGAAAUCGAGGCUCAUCCUGGGCUUUCCAUUGAAACACCAAUGGCAAUGCUCUACACUCGGGGUGGAAGUAUACCACACAUAACGCAUGAAGUGUUUAAAAUUAUAAGCAAAGAGCCACAAAUCAUCCAAAUCCCAAUGGUCAGUACUUAUCAUUACCAGGAGGUUAUGGAAGAAUAUGAUGGGAAUAUAUCCGAAUUUGUUGGUUUGAAAGAUUGCUUAACUUGCGUUUCAGUGCAAGAUCCUGGUGACUUGACUCAACCUGGUCAUCAUGCCAAGGAUCACAUUCCUUUAUGGACGAGAUCAGGGAAAGUUCUGCUGAAUGCUGAACAAUAUAUGAACACAGUGGAGGCAUUUAAACCAGACAUGUAUUACUUUCUGUCUGAUGGAGAUACCAACGCCAAGAGCGCUACAAAGCGUAUAUCAAAGUCUGUGGAGAAUACAGUCAACUUCUUCAAAAUCUGCUUGGACAGACACAGGAAAUCAGAGGUUUUAAAAAAUUCAUUUGUACUUUCUGCAAUAGCUGGUGGCUAUUGCACCAAGGCCAGAAAGAAGUGCAUAAAUGAGGUCACCAAAGAUGAUAUAGUCAAAGGGGUUCUGAUUGAUGGUCUGCACAAUAAUGGACCUGAGGUCGAAUUUAUUGCCUUUGAAGAACCAAAGUCUAUUGUGGAAUUUAUAGUGAACUAUUUACCUGAGGAUAAGAUGAGAGUUGUUCAGGGUUGUUGGAAUCCUGUUGUUAUACUUAAACUUGUGCGGAUGGGCAUCGAUGUUUUUGAUACAUCAUAUUGUAAUUUAGUUACUGAAAGAUCAUCGGCUUUAACGUUUAAUUUCGAUAACGUUAGCGAAACCCAACAAUACGAGAUUAAUUUACGACAGAACCAGUUUGCUGAUGAUUUUAAACCUAUUAUUGAGAAUUGUGCAUGCUUAGCGUGUAGGAAACAUACGAAGGCGUACAUUCAUCAUUUAGUAACGGUGCAAGAGCUGUUGGGACCUCUGCUGUUAAAGAUACACAACAAUUACCAUUUUAUGAAAUUCUUUGAAAAGAUUAGGGAAGCAAUCAGGAACGAUACCUUAAAGGAUCUUGAGGAUGUUGUCGAGAGACAGUUCAUGGCGCAUCAGCGAAUGCUUUUGAACACGAAAGCAACCAACUGACCUAAUUUGUUUUAUUGGAUACAUAACAAAUCAUUA
This is a messenger RNA of Nicrophorus vespilloides, 1312 nucleotides long. RefSeq names its product queuine tRNA-ribosyltransferase subunit QTRTD1 homolog. Gene Ontology annotation, molecular function: tRNA-guanosine(34) queuine transglycosylase activity. The record is from RefSeq and is a predicted model, not a curated record. Bases 71 to 1276 code for a protein of 401 amino acids. The transcript has 4 exons. Lineage: Eukaryota; Metazoa; Arthropoda; Insecta; Coleoptera; Silphidae.